Arachis ipaensis is the source of this 2110-nucleotide messenger RNA. RefSeq names its product KDO transferase A (gene KDTA). Gene Ontology annotation, molecular function: transferase activity. NCBI's taxonomy places the organism in Eukaryota, Viridiplantae, Streptophyta, Magnoliopsida, Fabales, Fabaceae. Gene Ontology annotation, biological process: lipid A biosynthetic process. The record is from RefSeq and is a predicted model, not a curated record. Gene Ontology annotation, cellular component: plasma membrane.
UCUAUCAUACACCCUCGCCCACCGAAUACUUCACUCCGGUCUGUAGUAGUAGUAGCUGAAGCUGAAGAAGAAGCAAUGGCGUAUUCAACGAAGAAGGGUUUGCUAGUGUACAACGUAUAUAGAACCUUAACCUACGCUCUCUCGCCGCUGAUUCGGCUCCACUUGAGGUGGCGCAUUUCCCGAGGCCUCGACCACCGUUGCCGGUGGCCGGAGCGACUCGGUCGCCCCUCCCUACCCCGGCGACCGGGACCUCUGGUGUGGUUUCACGCUGUGUCAUUAGGAGAAGGAAUGGCGGCGGUUCCAGUGAUCAGAGAGUGCGUUCGGAAGAUGCCGAACGUGAACGUGUUGAUGACAAUCACUACUAUGUCUGCGUUUGAAGUAUUAAGGAACUGGCUGCCAAGUGAAAUCAUUUUUCAGUUUUCUCCACUUGAUACACCUGGUUCCAUUGAUUCAUUCCUUCGUUACUGGAAACCAAAAGCUAUUAUACUGAUGGAAAGUGAACUCUGGCCAAAUCUUAUCAUGCAUGCUUCCCAAAAUGGUAUAACACUGGCAUUGUUAAAUGCUCGGAUGUCUGAAAAGUCCUUUGAAGUUUGGUCAAGACCAGUGCUUCUACCCCUAAUUUCAUUGAUGUUAUCCAAAUUUUCCUUGAUUGCUCCAUUGAGUACAGAGCAGGGCAUCCGGUUCCAGCUACUGCAAGCUCCUCCUGCUAUCAUAAGCUUUUCUGGUGAUUUAAAGUACGUAAUAGAAGAUUUUGGAGUCAAUGGAAGAGGGGGGAAAAGUAUAGAUGAUCUGAGAUUACAGCUUGCUCACAAACAGGUUUGGAUGGCUUCUUCCAUUCAUAGGGGAGAAGAAGAAAUAAUAUUAGGAGUUCACACUACCCUUAUGCAACUGCAACCUAAUAUAUUGAUUAUUAUCGUCCCGCGUCAUCCACAGCAUGGGCGUGAGAUUGCCAAAAAACUGGAGAAGGAAGGACAAAAUGUAAUUUUGAGGUCCCAACAUAAGAAGCUUAAGCCAGAAACAAACAUAUAUGUGGUGGACACUCUGGGCGAAUUAAGACACUUGUAUAUGUUAACACCAAUCGCUGUGAUUGGGGGUUCAUUCCUCCCUGGUUCAACUGGCCAUAAUAUCUCGGAAGCUGCUUCGGCUGGAUGUGCUGUUUUGACAGGUUGUCACAUUGGACAUUUCUCACACAUGGUGCUGGAAAUGCAACGAUUGAAUCCAUUGUCAGUCCUUCAGGUCUCUGGAAAAAUGGAGCUUGAAAAAACUCUCAUUCAGCUCUUCACAAAUGCAACACUAUUGGAAGCACAUCGCAAAGCUGCAAAGGAAGCAUUUUCUCGUUUGUCCAGUGACAUUGUCACAAACGUGUAAACUUUCAGGUAUCCAUCAACUAAGAGCCAACAACUAAUUACCUUUCGGGAAGCAUGGACUAACCAUGAAAUUUGCUGAAUUAUUAAACUAAUAACACAUCAAUUCAAUUUGAAGAUGUAAGUUCCCCUUUAACAUAUAACUUCACAAGUUUUAUUUUUUUGAGUAAUUCUUAUAUUAAUCCUUGUUAGUUAUUAGUUAUUACUUAUUAGUGGUUAAAUUAUUGACUUUGAAAUGAACCUUAAGAACCCAAACUAUAAUUUAACCACUAAUAAGGAUUAAUAUAAUUGGAUAGUCAUGAAAAAUUUUUGCAUUAUUAAUAUCUUAUUAAAUCCUAUAAAUUUGAAUAUAUAUUAGAAGAGGAUAACUAUGCUUGUAUAAUAAAAAAUUAUCAAUGCUGUAAAGGUAUCUGCCGACUAAUAGGGACCGAGGAAACGUGAUCUAUGUUUUGCACCUAAUCAAUACCAUUGUUUCAAACAGUAACUGACAAUUUAUUAUUAUUAUUAUUUCAUAAACUAGUACACAAUAAACCUAAAUGUACUGUUUAAAUCACAAGGAUUAUCCCAAAACGAAAUGGAAAAGUAUACGGAAAUGGCACCAAUUCCAGGAAAACGUACCAUUAGUGUUGUUAGUUCAGAGUUGGUGUGCUUCUUUUUCUCUGUGUCUCAUGUGUCCUCACAUGUUAAUGUUAAAUGUUAAUGCAUUGGGACCGACAAUAUAACACAACCUCAUGUUUCAGUAAGAA